GCCGCGUCCAUGGAGUACGUCGUGAGAAGGCAUGAUCUGUUGGAUUUUUGUAAGCGAUGCAUGGUCAAGGUCGGAGCUCCCGUUGAUCAUGCUGUCUCUCUGGCAGAGGUUGUUGCAGAUGCUGACAGUAGAGGCCAUUACAGUCACGGUUUAAACAGGCUACGUUUCUACAUAAAAAGUUAUCAAUUCCUCAACCAGAAGGAACACCAAGAACCUAUUGUUGUCAAGGAAUCCGUAGCAACGGCUCUUGUUGAUGGAAACAACAUGUUAGGGCCAGUGGUUGGCAGAUUUUGUAUGAAUCUCGCCAUGAGGAAAGCCAGGAGCACGGGUGUGGGGAUGGUGUCAGCUUAUAGAUCGAACCAUUUUGGGAUUGCUGCUCAUUACAGUAUGAUGGCGAUGAAGGAGGGACUUAUAGGAAUCGCAUUAUGCAACGCAACACCUACAGUUGUCCCGACCAGAGCGAAACAGGGUGUGUUCGGCACCAACCCGAUCAGCGUGGCUGCCCCAGCCAACAACGCCGACAGUUUCGUCCUAGAUAUGGCGACGUCAACUGUAGCCUUCGGAAAGGUUGAGAUAAAACAUCGUCUCGGGGAGCCAAUCCCUGAGGGCUGGGCUGUUGAUGACAAUGGACAAUCGACCACAGAUGCUGAUACGGCCCUAACAAGUAGAAAGCUGACUCCUUUAGGGGGGCAUGGAACAGACCAGUGGUUACAAAGGCUACGGUUGGCUAUGAUACUAAAACUGAAGAUCAAUUAUAUAGCGUUCGUUUAUUUAUGUGGUUACAAAGGCUACGGUUUAGCGAUGAUGGUAGAAAUGUUCAGUAGCGUCCUCAGCGGAUCCAACUCGAGUCCCGAUGUGAGACAUCCCAGUCCGCAACAAGAGACGAAUCUGGGUCAGUGUUUCCUGGCUAUUGACCCCGGCGCCUUCGCUCCUGGUUUCGAGGACAGGAUGAGUCAGAUGAUUGACCACUGCAGAGGACUACAGCCGGCUGAAGGAGAGACGGAGGUUUUGGUAGCCGGUGACCCAGAGAGAAACCACACAGCGAUGUGUGACAAACGAGGAGGCAUACCGUACCAAGAAUCCCAGAUCCAUUACGCUGACGACAUUGCAAAGGAGUACGGCGUCGAUCCAAUGAAAAGAAACCAAGGUUCUACAGAACAUGAUAAGACAAGCUGAAGAGAGUAACCAGCGAGCUUCGAGAAAUUACAUAUUGUCUGUCCGGAGUGAAUGAAAGAUGUUAAUCCCGGACCCUUUCAGUGUCUGACUCUACCCUAUUUUGCAGACACCCCAGUUUUGCAGACACUCCAAUUUGAAGACACUUACCUAAUACGGGAGUAACAAAUCCUGAACCAAUUAAGUCUGCGACUAUCAACUGAACUCUGCACUCUCUCAUUGCCACCUUAAUCUAUUCCGUUAUAAUUUAACCAUAAAGGGCAUUAAUACGGGAGAGAGAUCAAGUUUGCCCAGCUGAAUCUUGGUGCCUUUCCCCAUUUUGUGAGAUAGACAGCUUCUAUGGACGACCGAAGGAACAGUUUGUUUGACUGAAGACCCGACUUCAUUAGCAAUGUUUUGAAAUCUGAACAGUUUGCAUGUUAGUUGUCUGUUGUAAUUAAAUAUGAAUUUCUCA
Messenger RNA from Haliotis rubra (blacklip abalone), 1627 nucleotides. RefSeq lists its product as uncharacterized. Gene Ontology annotation, molecular function: oxidoreductase activity. The record is from RefSeq and is a predicted model, not a curated record. The transcript has 13 exons. Bases 10 to 1176 code for a protein of 388 amino acids. NCBI's taxonomy places the organism in Eukaryota, Metazoa, Mollusca, Gastropoda, Lepetellida, Haliotidae.